AUGGCCGGGGAGGGGGAAGGACGGGCGAUCGGCAUCGAUUUAGGAACGACGUAUUCAUGCGUGGCAGCAUGGCAGCACAACCGUAUCGAGAUCAUAGCCAACGAUCAGGGCAAUCGCACCACACCCUCUUAUGUCGCAUUCAGCAACAACGAGCGUCUCAUCGGAGAAGCUGCCAAGAAUCAAGUCGCCAGUGCUCCAACUAACACCGUCUUUGAUGCAAAGAGGCUGAUUGGACGUAAAUUCAAUGACUCAAUGGUACAGAGUGACAUGAAACUUUGGCCAUUCAAGGUCAUUUCUGGUGUUGACGACAAGCCUAUGAUCGUGGUGACCUACAAAAGUGAGAAGAAACAGUUUUCAGCCGAGGAGAUCUCUUCAAUGGUGCUCUCCAAGAUGAAGGAUUUCGCCGAAGCCUAUCUUGGAUCAUCCGUCAAGAAUGUUGUCGUCACUGUGCCUGCUUAUUUCAAUGACUCUCAACGCCAGGCCACCAAGGCUGCUGGAGACAUUGCUGGCCUCAACAUUGUAAGGAUCAUCAACGAGCCUACUGCUGCAGCCAUCGCAUACGGUCUGGAUAAAGAGGGUAAUGUGGCUAAGAAUGUGCUUAUUUUCGACCUUGGUGGUGGUACGUUCGAUGUGUCUGUGGCCACGAUUGAGGCAGGUAUCAUUGAAGUGAAGGCUAUUGCCGGAGACACUCAUCUUGGAGGGCAAGACUUUGACAGUAGGAUGGUUAAUCAUUUCAUAGAAGAGUUUGAAAGGAAGAACGGUAAGGAUAUUAGUAUGAACCCGAGAGCUAUUAGGAGAUUGAGGAGUGCUUGUGAAAGAGCCAAGAGGAUGCUUUCUUCCACUUCCCAAACUAAUAUUGAGAUUGAAUCUUUGUUUGAGGGGAUUGAUCUGUUUUCGACCAUCACUCGUGCUCGAUUUGAUGAGCUCAACUUGGAUUUGUUCAUGAAGUGUAUGGAACUGGUUGAGAAAUGCCUGAGUGAUGCAAAGGUUGAGAAAAGCAGCGUGGAUGAGGUGGUACUGGUGGGCGGGUCAAGUAGGAUUCCGAAGGUGCAGGAGAUGUUGAAGGAGAUUUUCAAUGGGAAGGAGGCGUGCAAGACCAUUAAUCCAGACGAAGCUGUGGCAUAUGGCGCUGCCGUGUUAGCUGCCAAGUUGAGUGGUGAAGGCAAUGAGAAAGUUCAGAAUGUGGUUCUUAAGGAUAUUACUCCUUUGUCUCUUGGUAUUUCAUGCAAUGAAGAUGUGAUGACUGUAAUUAUUCCGAGAAACACAUGUAUUCCAAUAAGGAAGGAGAGAUAUUUCGGCACACAUGACAAUCAGACCAUUGUGAGGUUUUCAGUGUUUGAGGGAGAGAGAAGCAAGGCAACAGACAACAAUUUGCUUGGUGAAUUCGAACUCGAAGGCAUCCCAACGGCGCCAGGACGUGAUAAGAAUUUAAAAGUGUGCUUCAACAUAGAUGAGAACGGUGUCAUGAAUGUGUCGGCCGAGCAUGUGGAUGCUGGGUUGAAGAACAAGAUCAGCAUCUCCAACUACAAGGGCAGGCUCUCUGAAAAAGAAGUAGCGAAGAUGGUGAAAGACGCAGAGAAGUACGAGAGGGAGGACAAAGAGUUUAGGAACAAGGCUGAUGCAAGGAAUGCUUUGGAGAACUAUGCCUACGAAAUGAGGAACACCACCAGAAGUGCAACCGGGAUUGAAGCAGCCGACAAGGAGGCGAUAGAGGACGCUUUCGAGUCUACUAUGAUAUGGUUGGAUUCAAACAAACUUGCAAAGGUUGAUGCUUUCAAAGAGAAGUUGGAAGAGCUUGAGCUGAUUUACAAUCCCAUAGUUGCCAACAGUCCCAGUGCCAGUAUUAAGAAGUGGAUUCAGAGUGUAAUGCCAAUUAGUAUAGUUCAAGGUUUUCCAAGCCUAUGUUGUUGUGACUUUGUUAAAGUCAUACAGAUAUUAAAGGUUUAUGGAGAAUAA
Messenger RNA from Salvia hispanica, 1956 nucleotides. Its product is annotated as heat shock cognate 70 kDa protein-like. NCBI's taxonomy places the organism in Eukaryota, Viridiplantae, Streptophyta, Magnoliopsida, Lamiales, Lamiaceae. Gene Ontology annotation, molecular function: ATP-dependent protein folding chaperone; ATP binding. The record is from RefSeq and is a predicted model, not a curated record.